AUGUCUCUUUGCGCAAGAGCUCUUAGCAGACGAUGCCCCGGCGCAUCGUCUACUUUUGCGAAAGCUACCUCCACUAUUACCCCUAUAACGCAACUUAGACAAAUACAUUCGUCGAAACCGACAUCGACCGCUCCAACUUCAUCCACCAUGGCCGAAUUCAACCGGAGAACCGAUACCAUCCCUAAACCGCCCGAGUCGAGGGAAAAUCCUACCGUGGGAAUUGCGCCGAACCCAAGCGAGAAUAUCGGCCAGAAGCGGCUUGCAGAUUUCGACCUUGGCGGCAAAGUGUUUAUCGUGACAGGAGGCGCACGGGGCCUUGGAUUAUCAUUGGCGGAGGCGCUCGCGGAAACGGGAGGGAAGGUGUACUGUUUCGAUCGCGAACCGGAGGCCGACGAGGGUUGGGCCGAAGCAGCACGACGAGCCGACAAAUUCGGCGGCUCUCUUCAUUAUACGCAGCAAGACGUACAAGAUGCGGAUGGGCUCGACCGAACUAUCGCAGAAAUCGCAGAUAAGCACGAACGCUUGGACGGCGUGAUCGCGGCGGCUGGUGUCCAGCAUCUAUCUCCUGCUGGGGAAUGGACGAGAGAUGAGGUAAAUCGAAUGAUGGAUAUAAACUAUACAGGCGUGAUGAUGACGGCCACGAGCGCGGCCCGCCAGAUGUUCAAGUACAAGAUCCACGGCAGCAUGUGUUUUAUAGCCAGCAUGUCCGGUAUUGUCGCCAACAAAGGACUUUUGUCACCCGUAUAUAACUCGUCAAAGGCUGCUGUCAUCCAGUUAGCUCGCAACCUUGCUAUGGAGUGGUCCCCGAUCCGAAAAGAUGGCACGGGCGGUAUCCGGGUGAACUGCAUCAGUCCUGGUCACAUCUUGACGCCGAUGGUUCGGAAGAAUUUCGAAGAAGUUCCGGGUCUGCGUGAAACUUGGGAAAGGGAGAAUAUGAUGGGCCGACUGGCGGAGACGACCGAGUUCAAGGGCGCCGCCUUGUUCCUUCUCAGCAACGCUAGUAGUUUCAUGACCGGCAACAACUUAGUUAUCGACGGCGGCCACACGGCGUGGUAG
Molecule: messenger RNA, 1056 nt
Organism: Daldinia caldariorum
Lineage: Eukaryota; Fungi; Ascomycota; Sordariomycetes; Xylariales; Hypoxylaceae
Product: NAD(P)-binding protein
Exons: 5
Coding region: 1-1056 (351 amino acids)
Cellular component (GO): intracellular anatomical structure
Molecular function (GO): oxidoreductase activity, acting on NAD(P)H, oxygen as acceptor
Source: RefSeq, a predicted model, not a curated record